Molecule: messenger RNA, 573 nt
Organism: Orbicella faveolata
Lineage: Eukaryota; Metazoa; Cnidaria; Anthozoa; Scleractinia; Merulinidae
Product: putative skeletal organic matrix protein 8
Source: RefSeq, a predicted model, not a curated record
AUGUACUGUAACUCCUACUUCUUGAAUCGACAGGUCUUGUUCCUUUUGGUGCAGUUCGUUCUGCUCACGUCACAAGAUGAAUUGAGAGCGUCGAGUCUGUGUUCACCACCUACUACACAGCAAGCCUUGGCGCAGUUAAACAAAUCUGGUGGCGGACCUCUGGGCAAAUUCAACAAAAACUACAUGGCCUUUACCAUGAAUGAGGCGUUAAACAACUUUAAAAACCUGAUCACGCAACAACCAGUGAACUUUUCAGCGGCUAUAUUAAAAUCUUCAAGUUUAUCAGCACCCUUAUCGACGGGCGCGUGCACCUCUACUCAGAGCAAUUUCCCAUAUUGCAACACGUGCCCGGUCAUGACCGACCUUGGCGAAGACAGGUUUCCUCGUUUUAUCAACGAAGUCACAUGCCAGACAGAGAACACGCUUUGUGGUGUGCAGGGAAAUGGAUAUUGCAAAACCACAUCAAUAUCUCAGCAGCUAUUGCUGUGGCAGUGUAAUCCGGCAACUGGCCAAGAAAAAUUUAUAGCCUUUACUCAAGAGAUCAGAAGCUGUUGCGAGUGCUUUUUGUUCUAA